AUGACUUCCGAGUUGGAUCUCUCAGCCAGCUUCAUCCCGUCUCUAUACAAGCCGGCCGCAUUGCUUCCAAUUGCAAGGCACAGACAGAGCUUAUUGUAUCUAGCCGAAACAUAUCCCGUGACCAUCGUUGUCGGACAGACAGGAAGUGGGAAAACAACACAGCUACCCCAGUAUCUUGACCAAGCAGGAUGGUGUGCAGACGGAAAAGCCAUCGCCGUGACGCAGCCCAACCUCGGGGCAGCAGAUGAAGCUGAUGCACUACAGCCGCGUCGGGUGGCAGCUACCACUGUGGCAGCUAGGGUAGCUGAAGAAAUGCGUUGCAAGCUCGGCGAAGAGGUGGGCUACUCAAUCCGUUUUGAGGACCUGACUUCGGCUUCAACAAGAAUUAAAUUCUUAACAGAUGGAAUGUUACUUAGAGAGGCCCUCGUAGAUCCUCUGCUGUCACGGUAUUCCGUAAUAAUGGUGGACGAAGCUCAUGAAAGAUCUCUCAGUACCGACAUCCUCUUGGGGAUCCUUAAGAAGAUCCUGAAAAGACGACCGGAGCUUAGGAUCGUGGUCAGUAGUGCAACCUUACAGGCCGAAGACUUUCUGCGAUUCUUUGCCGGCGAGGAAUUCGACAGCAAGGCGGAGUCCGGUGAAAUUGGUGGGAAGGUGGGAAGAAUCAUCAGCCUGGAAGGUCGCAUGUAUCCGGUGGACAUGCUCUUCCUCGAGUCUCCUGCAGAAGAGUACGUCCAACGUGCGGUCAAAACCGUGUUCGACAUUCACCUACAAGAGGCAGAAGGCGAUAUUCUAGUGUUCUUGACUGGCCGGGAGGAAAUCGAUACUACGGUCCAGUUGAUUGCCGAACGGGCUGCGACUCUGCAUCCCAAGGCGCAUGCCAUCCUGCCGCUGCCGCUCUAUUCUGGCCUCACAACGGAUCAACAAAUGUACGUUUUUGAACCAGCGCCAGAGAAUACACGUAAGGUCAUCGUGUCGACAAACAUCGCCGAGGCUUCUGUUACUAUAAACGGGAUCGUGUAUGUUGUCGAUUGUGGUUUUGCGAAGCUUAGGGCUUAUAAUCCCAACACGGGUAUAGAAACCCUGACAGCAGUGCCAAUCUCCAAGGCAGCAGCCGUCCAGCGUGCAGGUCGAGCUGGCCGAACCAAACCUGGGAAGUGUUUCCGCCUCUAUAAUCAGCAAGCAUAUGAAGAGCUCCCUGAAGCUACCGUCCCAGAGAUUCAGCGAUCCAACCUAGCACCCGUUAUCAUGCAGCUUAAGGCUCUCGGCAUCGACAAUAUCGUCAGGUUCGACUUUUUGACUUCCCCCCCCACAGAGCUGGUUAUCCGCGCCUUCGAACUUCUGUAUUCGCUGGGGGCAAUUGACGAUUAUGCCAAGCUCACCAAACCCCAGGGUAUGCGAAUGGCGGAGCUGGCAGUCGACCCCAUGAUGGCGAAGGUGCUUCUUUCGGCGCCGUCUUUCAACUGCCUGAGCGAGAUUCUGUCAAUCGCAGCCAUGGUGAGCCUUCAGGGAUCCGUAUGGGUUCAGCAUGAGGGUGAUAGGAAAUCAUCCGAGAGCCACCGCAGGAAGUUCGCUGUCGAAGAAGGCGACCAUUUAACGUAUCUUAACGUUUACCAGGCAUUUGUCACCAAGGGGAAGAAGGAUUCCAAAUGGUGUCGGGACAACCUCUUAAACUACCGAUCUCUUCAGCGGGCUGUGAGCGUAAGGGGCCAGCUCAAGCGGUACCUUGAGCGCCUUGGGAUCCAGGUCGACGAAACCCUUUCCGCUCGGCCCAGGCAAGAGGACCCAAGCAAUCUCCCAGAACAGAUUCGAAGGUGUCUUACUAUGGGCUAUUUUGCACAUGCUGCAAAGAUGCAGCCCGACGGGACGUUCAAGACCGUGAGCGGAGGCCUGACUCUCCAUGCUCAUCCCAGCUCGUUGAUGUUUAAUCGAAAAGCCGACUGGGUCAUCUUCCAUGAGAUAAUGCAAACCGGCGAGAAGACCUUCAUCCGCGACAUCACCAAGAUCGAAAAGAACUAUCUCCUGGAAUACGCCCCGAACUAUUACCAAGUCCAUUGA
Molecule: messenger RNA, 2055 nt
Organism: Aspergillus sclerotioniger CBS 115572
Lineage: Eukaryota; Fungi; Ascomycota; Eurotiomycetes; Eurotiales; Aspergillaceae
Product: putative ATP dependent RNA helicase
Exons: 3
Coding region: 1-2055 (684 amino acids)
Cellular component (GO): catalytic step 2 spliceosome; intracellular anatomical structure
Molecular function (GO): RNA binding
Source: RefSeq, a predicted model, not a curated record